Molecule: messenger RNA, 1711 nt
Organism: Gadus macrocephalus (Pacific cod)
Lineage: Eukaryota; Metazoa; Chordata; Actinopteri; Gadiformes; Gadidae
Gene: lpgat1
Product: lysophosphatidylglycerol acyltransferase 1
Exons: 6
Coding region: 586-1449 (287 amino acids)
Cellular component (GO): endomembrane system
Molecular function (GO): acyltransferase activity
Source: RefSeq, a predicted model, not a curated record
UCUGCGCACUGGGUCGCUGCUGGUCGCUAGCAGCUCAGAGACUCCGUACUCCGUUACGAAGCGACGCGGAGCAGAGAUAACGGGUCGCACACGACGGACAAACCCCCGACCACCACCGCACACGAUGCGUCUUUUAGUCUCUAUUUUAUGAACACCAUCGGACUUGGCGGGCUUCGGUGUACACAAACGGCGUCGUCUCCCGUCCGUGUUUCGCCGCCCAUGGGAGCGCAGUAGCUAGCUAACUGGAGGAUGAUGUCUCAUCGGUGGAAUCACCCCGACUGAGAUGGACCCAGCGACCCAGCUACGGCGGAGUCGUAGCCUGCUAGCCAGCUAGCGAGCCGAGCUCUCAUGAUCGGACCCCUUCUACGACGAGCGAACGGCCGGGAGAGAUCCGUCCCCGACACGAUACUUUAUUCAGACCCCGUUAUGAGGCUGUACGGAUUCCAGCGAGACAUGUUAAAAUGUUAACUAGCACCGUUGCUAACUUUACCUAGGCUAGGUUAGCCACACGUGACCCCAUCCUUGCAUACAUCUCUGCCGUCCUCCGGGUGAUUAAGUGACGUUCGUGUGGCAGUGCGCACCAGGAUGGCGGAGCUAAUGGACAGCGCCCGGAAGCUGGGCUGGGUUCUCCUGAAUUGUACCGUUCGUUUUAUUUUUAUGUUCAUCAACAACUUUGUAGCCAUACCUUCCUACUGUUUAUACCUUAUACUUCUUCAACCGCUGAGAAUAUGGGACAGUCCUACGUUUUGGCACAUUGAAGGAAUUAUGUUCAAAUGGAUGCUGGCCAUGGUGUCUUCGUGGGGCUGGGUCGCAGGGUAUACAGUGACGGAGUGGGGCGACGACGUGAGGCCGUUCUCGGAGGACGAAGCCAUGGUCAUCGUGAACCACCAGGCGACUGGGGACGUGUGCACGCUCAUGAUGUGCCUGCAGGACAAGGGCACGGUGGUUAGGAAGAUGAUGUGGUUGAUGGACCAUGUGUUCAAGUACACCAACUUUGGCCUGGUGUCCCUCAUACAUGGAGACUUCUUCAUCAGACAGGGUAAAACCCACCGGGACAAGCAGCUGAUCUACCUGAAGGACCACCUGGACCGGUACUACCAGAGCCGUGACAGGAAGUGGAUAGUGCUGUUCCCCGAGGGGGGUUUCCUGCGCAAGCGGCGGGAAACCAGCCAGGCGUUCGCCAAGAAGAACUCGCUGCCCCACCUGACCCACGUGACCCUGCCGCGGCUGGGCGCCACGCAGGUCAUCCUGCGGACCCUUGGAGCCCAGCAGGAGAACGGCAGCGUCAGCAGCGAGAGUGGGCCCCCAAGCCAGUCAGGUUAUAAACGCAAAGGCUUGCAGUGGGUGGUGGAUGUGACUAUAGCCUACCCCCAGGCCCGGCCCAUGGACAUACAGACCUGGAUCUUCGGCUACCGGCCCCCCACCGUCACACACGUGCACUACAGGUAGGUGGAGCUGGGCUUUGUUUUAUUAUACCGGUUGCAUGGGAACCGGUAUAAUUUCCCUCAAACCAAGAUCUGUAUUUCAAGAUGGCACUUGUUUCAGGACUCUUUAUUCUCUAGCAUUUUGGCCUGAUCUCACACACACACACACACACACACACACACACACACACACACACACACACACACACACACACACACACACACACACACACACACACACACACACACACACACACACACACACACACACACACACACACAGGAAG